AUGCCCCGCGAAGUUUCGCGCAGCCUCUCCAUGUCCACCUCCCCCAGCGACACCUUCCACCACCGCAAAGUUUCGUUCGGCGUCGACAGCCUCAGUGGUACUUCUCCCAAUCUCCGGCGAACAAUCACCGGCCCUCAGCCCAAGCCAUUGAAACCCUUCCGCGAACAGGAUGUCAAGAUUCUGCUGUUGGAGAAUGUCAAUCAGACAGGGCAGGAUAUACUAAAAGCCCAAGGCUAUCAAGUGGAAUUCUUGAAGUCGAGCUUGCCCGAGGAUCAAUUGAUUGAGAAGAUAAAGGAUGUUCAUGUAAUCGGCAUCCGCUCCAAAACAAAACUCACAUCCCGCGUCCUCGCGGCGGCAAAGAAUCUCAUCGUGAUCGGGUGCUUCUGCAUCGGCACAAAUCAAGUCGAUCUGAAAUAUGCCGCGUCCCACGGCAUCUGUGUGUUCAACUCCCCCUUCAGCAAUUCCCGCUCCGUCGCCGAACUGGUCAUCUGCGAAAUCAUCGCCCUAGCUCGCCAACUGGGCGACCGCUCCAACGAACUGCACCGCGGUACCUGGAACAAAGUCUCGGCGAGAUGUUGGGAGAUUCGUGGCAAGACCCUGGGCAUCAUCGGCUACGGGCAUAUCGGCUCGCAAUUGUCUGUGUUGGCCGAAGCGAUGGGCAUGGACGUGAUAUACUACGACGUGCUGAACCUGAUGGGUUUGGGCACUGCACACCAAGUCCCCACCCUCGAACAUCUCCUCAAGGACGCGGACUUCGUAACGUGCCACGUCCCCGAGCUGCCGGAGACGAUGAACAUGAUCGCCGCCAAGGAGCUGGAGACCAUGAAGAAGGGAAGCUAUCUCAUCAACGCCUCGAGAGGGUCAGUCGUGGACAUUCCCGCGUUGAUUGAUGCGAUGCGCUCAGGUCAUAUCGCCGGUGCGGCGUUGGACGUGUACCCAGCAGAGCCCGGUGGGAAUGGGGACUACUUCAACAAGAGCCUGAACCCCUGGGCGGAAGAUCUGCAGUCUUUGAAAAAUGUCAUCUUGACACCUCACAUUGGCGGGUCGACCGAAGAAGCACAAUCGGCCAUCGGCGUCGAAGUCGCGGAGGCCCUCGUCCGCUACGUCAACGAGGGCGUCACCGUGGGCGCCGUCAACAUGCCCGAAGUCGCCCUGCGCUCUCUCACGAUGGACGAGCCGGACCACGCGCGCGUCAUCUUUAUCCAUCAGAACGUCCCCGGUGUCUUGAGGAGAGUCAACCACCUUCUGGGCGACCACAACGUCGACAAGCAGAUGACCGAUAGUAGAGGCGAAGUGGCGUAUCUAAUGGCGGAUAUCAGUAACGUCAAAGAGGAUCAAGUGGCCGAACUGUAUGCCGAUUUGGAAGGCGUAAAGGAGAAGAUCCUCACCAGGAUUCUCUAUUGA
Messenger RNA from Cladophialophora psammophila CBS 110553, 1404 nucleotides. RefSeq names its product D-3-phosphoglycerate dehydrogenase 2. NCBI's taxonomy places the organism in Eukaryota, Fungi, Ascomycota, Eurotiomycetes, Chaetothyriales, Herpotrichiellaceae. The coding region runs from base 1 to 1404 and encodes 467 amino acids. Gene Ontology annotation, molecular function: NAD binding; oxidoreductase activity, acting on the CH-OH group of donors, NAD or NADP as acceptor. The record is from RefSeq and is a predicted model, not a curated record. The transcript is spliced from 2 exons.